Chanos chanos (milkfish) is the source of this 1338-nucleotide messenger RNA. Its product is annotated as serine/threonine-protein kinase NIM1. Gene Ontology annotation, cellular component: cytoplasm. The transcript is spliced from 3 exons. NCBI's taxonomy places the organism in Eukaryota, Metazoa, Chordata, Actinopteri, Gonorynchiformes, Chanidae. Bases 1 to 1338 code for a protein of 445 amino acids. The record is from RefSeq and is a predicted model, not a curated record. Gene Ontology annotation, biological process: protein phosphorylation; microtubule cytoskeleton organization; intracellular signal transduction. Gene Ontology annotation, molecular function: tau-protein kinase activity; ATP binding.
AUGAGUAAUUACCAUUUCGUUUCAGGAAACAGACUUCGGCAGGUAUGGCCGAAACGGAAAGUCGAGAAAAAGUCGAAAGAGGAGGAAGCUGUACGGAGCCAGAGGCCAGAGUUCGCGAGUAAGCCGCCGGCUUUGACCCCGGAGCAGAGGAUGAAACAGACGGCAUUUGAGCGGGCCAUUUAUGACAUGUCCCAUAAUGAACGAGUGGUGAACGAGAUCACUUUGGGACGACGGGUGGCUUUCUACGAGCUCCGGGGAGAGAUAGGGACCGGGAAUUUCUCCCAUGUCAGACUGGGAAUCCACGCGCUUACCAAAGAGCGCGUUGCUGUGAAGAUUCUUGACAAAUCACGUUUGGACAAGAAGACGCAGUCAUUAUUUUCUUCAGAAAUCUCAUGUAUGGAGACAUUGUUACAUCCCAACAUUGUGCGCCUGUAUGAGGUUCUGGAGACAGGUAAACGCCUGUACCUGGUGAUGGAGUACGGCAGUGGAGGGGAUCUCUUCUCCAGAAUCACCACCAGGGGGCGUCUGUCUGACCUGGAGAGCAAACUCAUCUUUGCCCAAAUUAUCUCAGCCAUUAAAUAUAUGCAUGACAACAAUAUCGUUCACCGAGACCUGAAGGCCGAGAAUGUGUUCUACACGACUAGCUACUGCAUCAAAGUGGGCGACUUCGGUUUCAGCACGGUCAGCGGUCCGGGGGAAGUUCUGACCACGUUCUGCGGUUCUCCUCCGUACGCGGCGCCCGAGCUGUUUAAGGAGAAAGGCUAUGUGGGUCGGUACGUGGACAUCUGGGCCCUGGGAGUUCUGCUGUACUUUAUGGUGACAGCAGCGAUGCCCUUCCAGGCUGACAACCUGGGCCGACUGAAGAGGUGCAUCCUGCAGGGCGCUUACGCCAUCCCACAGUACGUGCCCGAUCCAUGCCAACUGGCCAUUAAGAGCAUGCUGAGGCAGGUGCCCGCCGACCGGACCGCCGUCUCCCAGAUAAUGACCAGCGCGUGGUUACGUGGCAUUGAUUACCCCAAACCGUACCCUGUCCUCAGACUGACGCCCAAUCACCUGGCAGAACCGGGACAGAACCUGUGCGUGGAGGAAGAGGAAGUGAGGUCGUUGCUGAGUGACCUGGGCAUCAUGGGAGUUCACCUGCAGAACAACACGUGUGGGGACUCGCGCAGCCCGAUCACGGGAACGUACCGCAUGCUCCUCCACCGCGUGCAGAAGCGCCGGUCUGUGGAGGCGGUGGGGUACUCCGCCCUGUACCCCGACGAUUUUAAAGCCCAGAGUCAGUGCAGCAGCGCCUCCCUAGCAAAACACCACCCUUCUGCUGUCUGCACAGUGCUGUAG